Xyrauchen texanus (razorback sucker) is the source of this 1522-nucleotide messenger RNA. It is a transcript of the gene rbm34, whose product is annotated as RNA binding motif protein 34. The transcript is spliced from 11 exons. Gene Ontology annotation, molecular function: RNA binding. The record is from RefSeq and is a predicted model, not a curated record. Lineage: Eukaryota; Metazoa; Chordata; Actinopteri; Cypriniformes; Catostomidae. The coding region runs from base 166 to 1440 and encodes 424 amino acids.
CAGAAAACACGUUGCACACACGUGGACGUGUGAAAUCAACGUGUUUGUGAAACUCUAAAACAUAAUUUUAUAAAUAUCUAUCAGAUCGUCAGGGCAUAAUUCAUGUAUUUACACAGAGAGUGACAGAAAUAAUCACAGAGACUGAAAGUGACCGACAGUGGAAACAUGAAGAAGAAGAAACAGAUCGUAAAGAGCAGUACUGACAGCACAGAUGAUGGACAGGCUGGAGAUUACAGGAUUGGUCAGGUGUCCGGCAGUCUGUUUCCAGAUAAACUGAAAUCUGGAGCUUUAUCGUCUUUAUUCUCCACAUCAUCAUCAGCGAAUACUUUAGUCUUCGUCCCUGCACCGAAAGCGGGCGCUAAAGUCCCGCCAGCAGCCACAGAUUCCCCUCAUGUGAAAAAUAAUGAUCAGAUUAAAAAACAGAAGACGAUCCCAAAGACGUUGUCAGCAGCAGAGAAGAAGCUACAGGACAGAGAAAGCGCUUUACAGAACGCAGAUGAUGACGGACAGAAUAGCGCAAAGAAAGUCAAACGCAAACAUCCUGAUGUUGAUGAUGCUACAGUGGAACAAGAGCGACCCGUCAAACGCAAGAAGAACAUGGCAGUGGAGAGAAUAAAGAUGAGAAGAACCGUGUUUGUGGGAAAUCUGCCGCCAAACUGCACAAAGAAGAUUCUUUUUUCCCUGUUCAAGCAGACGGGAGCUGUUGAGUCCGUGCGGUUUCGUUCAGUGGUUCGGGAAGAUCCGACGAUGUCUCUGAAAGUGGCGGCCAUCCAGAGGAAGGUCCAUCCUAAAAAAACAAAUAUUAAUGCUUACGUGGUCUUCAAAGAGGAAGAUGGAGCAGCCAGUGCCCUAAAAUUGAAUGGGCAGGAAAUUCAGAAUGGUUUUCAUAUCAGAGUAGAUCGUGUCUCUCAGCAAACAGCGCAUGAUCAUAAAAGGUCCAUAUUUGUGGGCAAUUUACCGUAUGAUAUUAUGGAGCUUCCGUUACGGCAGCACUUCGAGGAGUGUGGAAACGUGGAGGCUGUGCGGUUGGUGCGGGACAGAGAGUCUGGGAUGGGAAAAGGGUUUGGAUACAUCCUGUUCAAGAGUCCAGAUUCUGUCAUGUUGGCGUUGAAACUCGAUGGCUCCAAAUUACAGGAGCGAAAGAUCCGCGUGAAGCGAUCUGUGAAGAAGGAAAAGGAGAAGAAAACGGCUCAAGGUCGACCUUUUGGAGGGAAACCUGCGACAGGAAGUGACAGAAGAGGAAACGGGGCAAAAGGAGGAUUCAAAGGACCACAACAGGAAGGCAGAAAUAAGACAGGAAGGAAGUUUAUGAAAAGCACGGGCAAGAAUCAAACAUCGUCCUCUUUCAAAGGAGAAAUGGCAGAUCCGAUGGCAAAAAAAGGCAAACGACCAAAAAAGAAAUUUAAAUUGAAGAAAAACAAAAGCUUUGUUAACAUUUAAUGCUUGUGGUUUAUAUCAGUUACUUCACACAGGAUUCACAUGUUGUGUCACUAAACUGCCAAUAAAAGGUCUGUGAUUGACA